Suillus subaureus is the source of this 1182-nucleotide messenger RNA. RefSeq lists its product as uncharacterized. The transcript is spliced from 5 exons. The coding region runs from base 259 to 951 and encodes 230 amino acids. The record is from RefSeq and is a predicted model, not a curated record. NCBI's taxonomy places the organism in Eukaryota, Fungi, Basidiomycota, Agaricomycetes, Boletales, Suillaceae.
UGGCAGUCGAUUGAUGGGAAGGAGCUCGUUAUUUUCGAGGGGCAUGCCAACAUCGUUGCCUUCCUCUGUCUUUCCCCUGAUGAAAGCCAUCUUGUUAGCGCAGUGAAUAACUACACAGUUUGCAUCUGGGAUCUCAAGACCAAUCAGCCAGUCGGAGACCCACUCUUGCACGACGACGAAAUCUCGGCUGUUGUCAUUUCCCCUGAUGGAAGAUACAUUGUCAGUGCUGGAAAAGACGCAAAAGUCUACAUAUGGUGCAUGGAUGCAGCUCUUAAACAUACAGGCAAUGAUCAUAGUGCGGAUGAGAGCAAUACAAAGCCCGAUGCAAAGCUCAAGGAACGUGCGGCUCGACUGGGACAUGUACACCAAACAGUCCAGCCCAAUAACAGAGGCUUGGCAAAAUAUGGCAAGAACUUCUGGGACGCUGAUACCUCCACCGCACCUUGUCACGCAGCUCCUCCUGCGAGCUCAUCGACUUCCCUUCAUUGGCGCAGUUUAUUCGGUUCAUUGCGUUUCAGUACUCGAUCUGCAGAUGCGCCGCAAUCGAUACCGCUCCAGCCCCGGCGUUGGAAUUUCAACCUGUUUUCUGUAGGAAACUCUGUACGCACCAUUGGUGUAGCUGCCGGUCGCAAGAAAAAUGCGAGUGGCUUUCAUCGCUCCUUUUUGAUAUCAUGGAAAUUCAUCCAUUUGCAGAGAAUUGCCAUCGCCCCUCCCACUGCAGCAGAAUUGGCCGCGGCAGAAGCAGCUGCAGCUAUGCAACAUACAAAUGGCAACAAGGCCGGUAGUUCGACGCCACCAGGUCAACCUCAGGCUCUGCUGGGGACACAAGUGUCCCAAGGACGACCGACGGAAACGCAAGGUGCAGGUGGUGAGACGGGAAAGGUUUCUUAUGAAGUUAGGUGCUGCGGAUUGUUUUUUAGCUGUGGUCGUCCUACCUCGCAUCAGUCAUGAGGUGAUCUUGAAACUCUUUGUUGCUCGAUAACUUUUGCUCUUGCCUCUUGUCUGCUUUUGCAGACUGUUUUGCACCAGUUACCACAUCCGUCGUGACCUUACUUUUCGAAUCUCGUGUUGACAGACACCAGCCGAUCAUACCCAUACAAAUGAGCAAGGUGUAUUGGCAGGAAUGACUCAGAGAGGAACGAUAAUGAAGAUAUAUUGGGAGUGCACGUUGUAUUCGCAGGC